Messenger RNA from Boeremia exigua, 1004 nucleotides. RefSeq lists its product as uncharacterized. NCBI's taxonomy places the organism in Eukaryota, Fungi, Ascomycota, Dothideomycetes, Pleosporales, Didymellaceae. The record is from RefSeq and is a predicted model, not a curated record. Bases 125 to 877 code for a protein of 250 amino acids. The transcript has a single exon.
CUUUGCAAUACUUUUUCGGUCUCAUCUGCAGAGGAGAACUACUUAUAAGGCUUUGCUUUCCGGUUGCUUUACUCUUGCGUUCAUUGCAUAAGUCAUUCCCUGAUUUUCCACCUACCGCUACAAUAUGAUCCAAUCCUCAGUCGUUAUUCUUACUAUUCUUACGGCCCUAGUUGUCCAAGCAUACAGCAAGGGUGUCCAACAUAAUCUCAAGCAUUGCAUCGACCCGGGUCCUCGCUACAAACGCAUUGAAGAUUUCACUGUUGAAUGGUUCCAAGACAACAUUCGACCUGAAGUGCUAAACCGUUACCAAGGGCGAGAUCCAGAAGCCCCUUUCCAUAAUUCCCUCUUCUACACCCGAGGCAUGAGCGAAACAGCAAAGGUGUACGCUUGCCAUGAGAGCUUAAUCACUAUAUGGGAGCCAUGGGAUGCAGCGCUCUACAACGACAGCACCGGCGAAGAAAACGAGUACAGUUGUAUCCAUCAUAGCAACGCUACACGCAACAUGUUUUAUGAGAGGAUGUCCGAAGCCUUUGCUGCAAAGACUUCGGGCUCGGUUUACGUAAUGCACAGUCUUGCCGAUUACCACAAGCCGCCCAUGGACGGCAUCUGGGGAAAGAUAGAACAGAAGGUGCUUCGGGAACGUAAGAUCGUUGUGAAGAUCAGCAAACAGAGUGGAACGGACAAGAGCACUGUUCAAGUCAUCUGGGACGUCUUGAAUGGCUGGGUCGCGGGUUGUUUUGACCAGCCAGAGUUGAAAUGGAAGUUACGGAACAGGGGCGAAGCCACUCAAAAGCCUUUUCAAGGAAAUAAGCAGGCGGCAAACCCAUCGUGCCAGUGGUUGCAAUUGCCUGUCUACAAUUUGCCAGUGAACUGGUGAACGGAUGAGGAUACACACUAUUUCCUAUCCCCACCUUGUAUACUCGAGUACUACAUACAGGCUAUUGAGAAGUCAAGUUUGAAUUUAUGUCCUUUAUCGCUUCGGUUUAAGUAAGGUCAAGCAUUGC